AGCGUCCUAGUACUUUGACCAGAAACGAUUCUAAACAAAUAUUAAUUCGUUUUCAUUUAUAAUCUCCUGGUACUUUUUAAAAUACCCUUUCCUCGUACGUUAUCUCCUAGACACAAUGCCUCUCACUGGUGGUGUGUCAGAAAAUGCUGAUAAAACGAAGAACUUCUCAAUAACGGGUGUGAAAGAGAAUGAAAAUAAUACUCUAACUGGUAAUGCAUUUGUACAUGGAUAUCGAAUCGCACCAGAUCCUACUCAAUUGAAUGCACCUGCGUAUAGUGUUGCUGGAGGAAGCUUAACUUUGGAAUCGGGAGGCCAUUCAGCAGGAAUAGCAGCGAAGCAUAUUCCCAAUGUUGGUAAUCAAGUCACAGGUUCUACUAAUCUGAACCUCCUCCAUACGUCGAACCACAAACUUGAUGUGAAUGCCUUCACUACACAGACUAUGCCGAAAGCGCAUCCGAAUUUCGCAACUCAUGGGGCUGGCGUGGACUAUGCCUUCAAAGAGAAAAUAGGUACAUCAGCUUCUGUAGCACACACACCUAUGUUCAAUAAAACGGACUACAACGUUGGAGGCUUCGUUAAUCUCCACAAAACCCCGACAUCAUCAUUCGACCUAAAUUUGGGUGCUUCCAAAAGUACAUCACCGUUUUCUCAUGGACAAUGGCAGCAGAAUGGUGCUUUCAUAUUCAAUAAGAAGUUUUAAUUUGUACGACAUUCAACGCUUGUUCAACUUGCAUGUAAUUUAAAACGCCUUUAAAAAUUGUAUAGGCAAUGCUUGGUUCCAUAAUAAUUGCGUAAUCGUUAUUAUAUAUUUUUUUAAUA
Molecule: messenger RNA, 819 nt
Organism: Zerene cesonia (dogface butterfly)
Lineage: Eukaryota; Metazoa; Arthropoda; Insecta; Lepidoptera; Pieridae
Product: attacin-B-like
Exons: 3
Coding region: 116-700 (194 amino acids)
Biological process (GO): defense response to bacterium
Cellular component (GO): extracellular region
Source: RefSeq, a predicted model, not a curated record